Molecule: messenger RNA, 1699 nt
Organism: Jatropha curcas
Lineage: Eukaryota; Viridiplantae; Streptophyta; Magnoliopsida; Malpighiales; Euphorbiaceae
Product: GDSL esterase/lipase At2g40250-like
Molecular function (GO): hydrolase activity, acting on ester bonds
Source: RefSeq, a predicted model, not a curated record
AACAGAUCAAUCCUAACUCUAUGGAGUUUCCAUUCAUUCCAAUUCCUAUUAGAAAACUUAAUAUCACCUUUUAUCCAAGUCCUAGCUGUUUGGACAUACAAAUUCCCACGAUGUUUUAAUCCUUUUCUUUUUGUAACUUGGAAUGUUAACACCUACCUCUAUAUAUACAAUAAUCCUAGUACCCAGUAAUCGUCAACUUUCGCAACACCAGCUAACCAUGAAUACUAAAACCACCACCUUCUUUUGUCCAUUGCUCUUUUCCCCCUCUUUUUUCUCUUUAAUCCCUGCAGUAACAGCAGCAUCACCAGCCGUAACUGCUGUUUUUGCAUUCGGCGACUCUACGGUUGAUCCAGGCAACAACAACCACCUUUUCACUAUUUUUCGCGGUGAUCAUGCACCGUACGGCAAAGAUUUUCCCAACCACGUUGCCACCGGAAGGUUCUCCAAUGGAAAACUAUCAACUGAUUACUUGGUAUCCACAUUAGGCCUCAAAGAAGUCUUGCCCGCUUAUCAUGACCCUAAAGUCACCGCUCAUGACUUAUUAACAGGCGUUAGUUUCGCCUCUGCUGGCACUGGAUUAGAUUACAUGACAGCAAAUUUAGCAAGUGCAUUAAGAAUGGCAACGCAGUUGGAUAACUUUGAUCAAGCUUUAGCAAGGAUUAGGGCCUUGGUUGGUCAACAGAGAGCUCAGUAUAUAGUGAAUAAUGCUAUAUUUGUUAUUAGUAUUGGGACUAAUGACUUGAUUGAUAAUUUUUACGACUUGCCUAUGAGAAGACUGCAGUAUUCUAUUUCAGCCUACCAUGAUUAUCUGCUGCAUGAACUUGAAUCUGCCGUUCAGAGACUAUUUAAUGCCGGAGCACGGAGGAUUGCAGUGGCGGGUCUGCCACCGAUUGGGUGUUUGCCGGUACAAGUGACAAUUGGUAGUUUUAUGCCAAGCCCAUACAUGCUUCGACGUGUAUGUGUGCAGCAGCAGAAUACUGACUCUAUUGCCUACAACAACAAGCUUCAAGCGUUGAUCUUGAGGUUGCAAGCUGUGCUUAGAGGUGCCAAAGUUGCUUAUGUUGACUUGUACAACCCACUAAUUGACAUGAUUAAAAAUCCUGCUAGAUAUGGUUUUGAAGAAACGCUUCAAGGUUGUUGUGGAAUUGGGCAAUUGGAGAUGGGACCUCUAUGCAAUCAGAACCAACACAUAUGCACUAACCCAUCAAGAUAUAUUUUUUGGGAUGCUGUACAUCCAACACAAGCAACAUAUUGGAUCCUUGCACAAAUGAUUUCGAGAACUGUGCUUCCAUAUCUUCGAAGCUAAGCUAGGUUCUACGUUUAGUAGGAAAGGAUUUUCAUUUAGGAGUACUUAUUAUUCGGGGCUAAAGCUAAUUCUUUUAAUACUUGGAGUUUGUAAUUGCAUUCAAAUAAAUUGGUUUCUCUUUGGUUUCAAAGUGAAUUCUUUUAAUACUUGGAGUUUGAAUUCGGUCCAUAGGCCUUCUUAAAAGUUCUUUAUACAGUGAUUAAUGAAUAUCUUUUGUCAAAGCAAAAUUUUGGUCCAGCGUAUAUCAUGUUUCAUUAUUUUACUUUGCUGACUUAGUUUUUGACAAAUUCCCAAUGAAAUCAGGAAAUUGAAGUGAAAAAAAAAAACAAAGGGAGGGAAUUGUAAACUGAAUAGGAAUUGACAACCCAUAUUAGUAUUUUUUUUUUUUUUUUU